Meloidogyne enterolobii is the source of this 622-nucleotide messenger RNA. NCBI's taxonomy places the organism in Eukaryota, Metazoa, Nematoda, Chromadorea, Rhabditida, Meloidogynidae. The record is from the annotation of a GenBank genome assembly.
UUUUCAUAAUUAUGUAAUUAAGAUGCCGAUUUUCAAACUUUGCAGGAAGCUUAGAAAAAAUUUUAUUUUUGGGGGUUUGGCUCAAUCCUAUCGAAAUACAAUAUUAAAUUAUUUUGAUUAUUUCUUCACAACAAUAUUUACUGUGGAAAUAACUUUAAAAGUCAUUGUUUAUGGUCUAGUUUUGCAUAAAGGCUCUUUCUGCAGAAAUGCUUUUAAUUUACUUGAUAUUUUGGUUGUUGCUGUUUCUUUAAUUUCUUUUGUUUUAAAAUCUGAUGCAAUUUCUGUUGUUAAGAUUUUGCGUGUUUUGAGGGUUUUACGUCCUUUACGUGCCAUCAAUCGAGCUAAAGGUUUAAAACAUGUUGUUCAAUGUGUUAUUGUUGCUGUCAAAACAAUAGGGAAUAUUAUGUUGGUUACAUUUAUGCUUCAAUUUAUGUUUGCAAUUAUCGGUGUUCAAUUAUUUAAAGGAACUUUCUUUUCUUGUAAUGAUCCUUCUAGAAUGACAGAAAUGGAAUGUAGAGGGGAAUUUAUUACUUUUGAGGAUGGGGAUCCAACAAAGCCUGUUAGCAUGAAAAGGGUUUGGCAACGAGCUGAUUUUCAUUUUGUGAGUUUUUUGGAAGGAUAG